GGCUGGAGUGGCCCCGGACUCUCUCGGCUCGGUAGGCUCAGGUAGCUUUGGCGGCGACCGGGCUGCAGCUGCAAAGGCCGGGCUGGCUGGGCGAGCGCGGGCCGCGGAGCAGGCCUCAGGACUUUGUUUUUGGAAACAGAUCUGUACUCCAAGAGGGAGAGAGAACUGAUACCAAAAGCCAGCCUUCCCUUUGUCCACGGAAGCUAUCACUUCUUCCUGACUGGUUAGUGAAUUUAUCUCCCACUCCCCCUACCUGCUUAGUGAUUAAAAAGCUUCCUGCUGUCUGCACACCUACCCCUCCUCAAAGAGGGAGCCUCCAACUUCUUUUCUCUUGCUCUCCCAAGAAAAAUAAGACCUUCUACCUUUAAGAGGAGGACUCUUUCCUGCAGUAUAUUUAGAGGGGCACAGAUGGUUUCCUUCUCUUCCUUUGAUAAAUGAAAUUUUUUUAUGUAGAAAGUCUUUGUCAGAAAUCAGGAACAUUUUCGCUCUUUUCACUCCCCAUGAGACAGAGGGAUCCUGUUUCUGCAUGCUAAUAAAGGAAGGAAAAAGGAAACAGUGCUUGAUGCUUUUAAGAUUUCCUGCACACUCCAUGUUGUAGAGCUGGGCCCUGUUUAGUAUAUAGACUUCCCUACCCCACUUUCUGUUUGUCUAGAGAUCUCGUUAAAAGCUUCUUCUUUCUCUGUCCGACAAGAAGAGGCCCUUUCUCCGAAUGCCCUCAUGGAGGCAUUGGCUACAGUGUCCGAAUCUUGGAAAAGAAAGCCCCUUUCUCAAGGUGAAAGGAGUGUUGUGAACUUCUGAGGGACUGAUCGAUAUUGGUGAACCGUUUGAUGUAAAAGACUUGACUCCAUAAUCUUCCACUCGCCCUAAUGCUGUCAUCCGGAGUAGAGACUCAGCCAGUUCCACUUGAUUCCUCCAUGUCUGCCGUGGUACAGGAAUUAUACUCUGAACUCCCAGUGAGUGUCUCCAAAGAGCUUCAUGCUGACCCUGAGCCAAGUGUGAUUCCAGAUGUAAAACCCGGAGCCUCAAGCUCUCUUAUAAGUCAGAGUAGGGCAGUGCCCUUGGAGCUGCAGAGGACUUGUAUGGAAAGUUGUUAUGAAGAAACUUCUGGCACCUUGGAUUAUGGGGGUGAGCUUGGGCGGUGUGGGCUGGUGGACACCACAGCAGGAGGUUCUGUGGCUUCUGGGAUCUUGAAUAGGGAAGAGAAAACCAAGAGCAUGGAGUUAAAGGUCUUCAGAGAUCAAGGGGACCAGGCGGAAACUGUAAGAGACCCCUGUGAGGGAGCAAAGGAAGACCCACAUCAACAUUCCACAGCUGCUGAAGAAAAGAUCAGCCCAAGUCAGGAAGACCUCCUGAUGCAGUCAAGCAAAGAACAUUUAUGCACGGGGAUCCCUGAAGACUUUCUGAAGAGCAAAGAAGGGAAUGUACAAAUUACAACUGGAACUCUGCUUAUGUCUACUGAAGAAGUACAAGGUAUGAAGGUCAGUGAGACUAAGACGGAUUAUAAUGAAGGACACAAGAAUGGCAAUGUGAGUAAAGGUCUCUCAGCUGGGUGCAGCGAAUACCCAGAAGUAGACAAACUCAUGACCAGUGGUGAGGUUUCAGAAACCAACACAUUAGUCUCCCAAGAGCCUUUAACCUUGGUGGAUCCUGGAUUAACAGAAGCAUCUUCUAAAGAAAAAGAAUGUGAAGAACUAAAAACUUGUCCUUCUUGGUUGUCAUUAUUACCAGGGAACAGUGCCAUUUCCAAAGUGGACAAUGAAAAGGAAGAGUUGUCUAAGUUAAACCUUGUCUGUGAAGCAGAUGACAAUCACCAACAAAUUCUUGGCCACCAUAAUGAAAACCACAGUAUAGCCCAUGGCAGUCCCAGGGGCACAAGAAAUGCAGUUUUUGUAGAACCCUUGGAAAAAAGUUCUGACAUUUCAUAUUUCUCAUCAAGUUUGUCUGGUCCAGAAUCAAGAGCAACAUCCUUAGAAGUACGUGGUUUUGAGGGUGCUGGCUUGCUGAAGGGAUCUGCUAAGAAGACAGACAAUUCCUGUUUUGAUGGUGGUGAUCAAAGCAAGAAUUUGGCUACUAGAAGAGAAAAUGAACAGUUUUUGAACCUCCAGAGUGAAAGAGGGGAACUCUUUCUUGUUAAUGCCAGGCAACCAGAAGAGGAUGCUAAUGGUCAUUAUUCUGGUGAGAAAGAGACUGUUGCCUCCCUAAAAGUGAAUAUUCAUGGUAACUGUUGCAUUCAAGGCAGUAUCCAUACAGACAGCCCUGAUUCUUUAGUGCCCAGUUCUUUCACCGAAGCCACAGAAGUAAUGUUAAAAAAAAAUGAUUUGAAAAUCACUUUAGACACUCAAGGUGGCUUGACAAACCAUGAGGACCAUAGAGAAACUUCUACUGAUAUGAGCCAUCCAGGCAGACACUCUGAAGAGAGCAGUUUUUCCUCCUCAAUGCAGAUUGAAGAGCCAGAACAGACAACCACUAUAGAGCCCAAUAUGGUAACUGAAAAGAUUUACAGUAAAGACUCUAACUCCUUAAUCUGCACCCAGAAAAAUCUGGAAGACAACACCCAGUUAAAUGAAGCAUCAUAUAAUGAAUUUCUGAAUGAAAGAAAAUCCCUUGUGAGUUUAACGCCAGAGGACCAGAUAAGUCCUAUGGAUGAGGUAUCAAAGCCCAAGAAAGAUAUUGCUCAGCUCCCACUAUCCCUAGAAUUUGAUUACAGACCUGAGUCAGAGCAAAUUGUGCAGACCCCCCUGGAUGAUAGUUCACAUUUAGAUGAGCAGAAUACUGCCUGUGAGAUGAAUGAACUUCCUCGUACCAAUGAACUGGUUAUAAACAAAAUAGAAAGUGAAUGUGCUUUAAAUCAAGUGCCCAUUAAUUCUCAAGACCACGCGAAGUUGCCAGCUAACAAAGAGAUGCCUUUAGCAACAAGCGAGGAUUCCCAACAGAGCCAUCACCCUCCAUUAGAGGAUGGAGCAGACAUCAUUGCUGAUUCCCAGACCAUUCCCAUCAAAAUAAAAAUGAAAGACCUCUCUCCAUCAGGUGACAAAACCUGUGGUGCCUCUUUAAACAAUCCCACCUUAAACAUCAAACCAGGAAGCCUAGAAAGAAAAGACAAAAUGGCUGAUUCAGGAAUUAUAGAUCUACAUUCCAGCCUUUUCUCAAGUAAGAAAGAAGCAGCAGCCUUGCCUCAAGAGGUCUCUGCUAUGGAAUGUCAAAGUGUUCAAUCUCAGGAUCUCUCUAGCUGUCAUUGUGUAAAUAAAAAUGCACCAGAAAAGAGCAUUUGUUCUACUUGUGCUGCAUUUGAGUCCAGCAGAAUCAUCCCAGAAGUUGAAAACUCUUUAAUAACCAAAUAUGAAGAUGCAUUUCAGCACAGCAGUGACCACUCCCAAAGAAGAGAAGACUCCAUGGAAAGUAGCACCCACACAUCGGAAGAAAGUGAACUUGCUGGGGGAGAAACUAAAGGCAGCCUUCCAGGAAAUAAGAUCAGAAACGAUUUGUCAGAAGACAUGUUAAAUAGUGAAGCUUCAGACAAAAACAUUCCCACCACCAAUCACACCCAACCCCAUGUGGAAGGUCUGAAAAGAAAGGAACGGGAUGUACCUGAAGAGACUGUGUUUUGCGAGUAUAACAUCUCUGACUGUUCCACACCACAACUAAACUUAUCUGCAAACAUUCCAAGCCCUGAACAAUCUUUGGACCAGUCUCCUCCUGUUACAUUCUCCAGUUUCAAAAAUAUGAGCCAAGCGGUUGAAACUCUUGAUCAAAAAGGAGAUAAAGUUCUUGACUCCCAGAGUAACCAAAACAGAAGUGAAGAUAAACCAGUUAAGGAGACACUACAUGGUGACGAGAGAGAGACUGUCACAGAACCUAACACAGAGGUAAGCCACAAUCAAAAAGAUCUGUUAGUUGGUUCAGGCAGUAACAACCCAUUGUCUAAUGGUAGUUCAAAGAAAGGCGAUUUGAAAGGAGACUUUGGACAUAUUUCUGGUUGUGAGGAGUCCAGAGAUGGUAUUGUAGACAUUGUCUACACAGACUGUAGUAAUAAGUCUACAGAAAGCAUGUUGGACUUAAGAGCAUCUAGUACUCCUGAUGGUGGUGCAGGACAAGAUAGACUGACAUUACAGGAUACCUCAGUGAGUACUCUGCCUCAGAGAGGAGAACUGAAUGCUGCAUUUAUUGGAAUGAUUGACCAGGACUCAGAUUUUCCAGGUGCUACUUCCUCUAUACUGGAGCCUCUGGAAAUUAAAAAAUCAUGUGAAGAGAAAAUAUGCAGAUCAUUAAAAGAUUGUGAAGUGGAAGUGUAUCCAGACUCUUGUGCCAGUAAGAUAGCAUCUAUUGCAGAUCAUGAGCCAAAUACAAAAACAUUGGAUAGUAUAAAUGUGUCCUUAGAUUAUAUUCAUCAUGAACAGCAAGUUAAAGAAGCAUCCCUGAAAGAAACACAAGAAAUAGUUGAAGGAUCAAGACUGGAAAUAAAUUCUGAGUUUGACAAGGAAAAUACCUUCAGAAUUUCCUCAGAAGAGUUACUGUCUUCUAGAUGCCCAGAUGAGAACCCUGUUCCUCUAGGGAGCCUGAGAUCCAUUGAGACAAUGCCUUUGGAUCUGUUUUCUCAAGAAAACUCAGGAAGUAAUGUUAAUAGUGGAGAAACUGAGCUGAAAAAUCUUUUUAAACCAAAAGAUGAUAAAAUCCUUUGUGAAAAUGUAGAGCACUGCACAGUCCUGCUUGAGGCGAAGGAAGAAGCACCAGGGGAUGGGAGUAAUUCUAGUGGACUCAGAAUAAUAGACAGCAGUAUGCAAAAUUUGCCUUUGACAAUGGAAACAGAAACUAAGUUGAAAGGAGAAGAAACUAAAGAACAUCAGAGGGGACUUCUGAGUUACUUAACUGUCAGGGAAGUGUCUGGGGAAAGUACCAGAGAAGCUGGUCACAAUAAUAAAGGGGGAGAGACUUCUCAGACCCACUCUAAAUCCCAGAGCAUGCUUAGUGAUACUGAAGAGCAACUAAGCCAGAGGGCUUUGGACUACAUGUUGCAAAAUGAAGAGGAAUAUGUACAUCAAAAAGAAGCACACACAGUAUUGGAACAAUGUGUAUCAUCGAAUAUGUUGUCAUAUGAAAUGCAAGACAAGAACCAAGAUAAGGAUUGCAAAGGUGAGUCCACCAUGAUGAAGGAAAUCACCCUAGCAAAGCUGGACAAGGACGGCACUGCUGCACAGUUUCAGAAGCUGGAAAAUCCGGAGGAAAGCUUGUGCCAUCUAUUAAAAACAGACAUGGUGUCAUGCACAGAUCCUUGCCUUUGUGGUGCCCCUCAGAAAGCACAAGACCCCAACUCUGCUGGAUGUGAUGAAAUACAUGGUGCCUUUGGGAACACUUCAUAUCAGAAAAGAGUGCUUCCCUUAAAGAAGCAGCCCCAUCGAACAUGUAAGAAAAUUUCCUAUCAGGAGCAAGUCAACAUUGGGAAAAAAAUAAGUAAAAUCAGAAGUUCUGCCUUUUUAAAGAGUUCCUCUGAAACCAUCCCCACAAAAGCACACAGAUUUCUUAGUUCAUGUGCUGUGUCUGCACCUGCACAAUUGGAACCUGAAACAGUACCAACCAGGAGCUUAAUGAGCCACAUACCAAAGCAGAAGGUUAUUCCGUGCCAUCCCUUGAGGAGCCUGAAUGUUAGGAAGCCUACCAAAGAAUCAGCCUUACUCAACAAGCUGUCCAUUCUUGCCUCCAGACUGGUCCCAGCCACAAAGACCCAGAAACUAAGAUAUCGGCGAUGUUCCUCUGAACUUCUUCCAGUGGCUAAAAGCUACAAGCGACUCAGAUACAAAAGGUUUCUGGAUGGAUUUUCAUACAGUACAACACAGCUGAAUCCAUAUUUGGCAGCCGGUGGAUGGGAUAAGAGGCCUAACAGUAAGCCCUUGACACUUUAUUCACUAGAAGCCAUCAAAAUGAGCUUCAUAGAUUUGAGCAACAAGGUGCCGUCACUGCUAUUUGGUUCCGAAAAUUUCCCAAUAUCUUUUCACAUGAAAUCAGGCUCUGAGUGCAUGACUGAGUCCCCAAGGACUUUUCCUGAGCACUGUGCUCCAGCCAGGCUCACCUUAGGAGAGGCCCCCAGGUGCCUGUCUCAACCUCCCAAAUGGACCUUUUCUUUCUUCUUAUCCCACAGUUGCCCUGGGAUGGCCACAUUCAGGGAAGACACUGGCCCCCAUGGUCAGACAUAUGCCCAGGCUCCUUCACAGCCUCCAGGUCCUCUCCAAGACUAUGGAGGCACCGCCAUAGUCCAGACCAGAGCAGGCUGCUCUGUCCUUGGCCUUCACACGCUUCUAGCACUUUGUUCUCCUGGAUGUUACCGAAUCUGGACAAAAAAACGGAGCUUCUCCAGUCAUAUGCCUACAAUGCAGAGGCUCUUCAUGACCCAGUUUACACAGGGCUUAAAAGGGUUAAGAUCUCCAGCCUCCAUAGCAGACAAGGUCUUCUGUUCUCUGCCCUACUCGGUGGGCCGAGUGCUAUCCAUUUGGAGCCAGCAUGGGCCUUCUACCUGCCCCUUUGAAGUCUCUACUCUUCAUUCCACUCACAGCAAGCGGCAGCCAACUCUGAGCACCACAAACAGCCACACCAUGUUACCAUAUGUGCCUCUUCUAGGCAUGGAGGCCACUUAUAACACCAAUGGCAGUCAGAUGAGGGCUAGACUAGAGCCUCCAUUCCCUGCCUUGGUACCAAAGUCUUGCUUAGUAACAGACUCAGCUGUCAGCAAACUCCUGCUUUCAGCCUCCGAGUUCCCGGUUCCUGGAUUUGAUGAGCUAGAUGAUGUGGCAGCAGCAUGCCCCCAUCCACAGAGCAGCCCUCCGGAACAGAAGGAGGCUGAGCCAGAGAAGAGACCAAAGAAAGUCUCACAAAUUCGUAUCCGGAAAACCAUUCCUAAACCAGACCCUAAUCUUACCCCCAUGGGCCUUCCUCGACCCAAAAGGUUAAAGAAAAAGGAGUUUAGUUUAGAAGAAAUAUAUACCAACAAGAAUUAUAAGUCUCCUCCUGCAAACAGGUGUUUGGAGACCAUCUUUGAGGAACCUAAGGAACGAAAUGGUACACUAAUCUCAAUCAGCCAACAGAAGAGAAAACGAGUUCUAGAAUUUCAGGAUUUUACAGUCCCACGAAAGAGGAGAGCUCGUGGUAAGGUCAAGGUGGCAGGCAGCUUUACCAGGGCCCAGAAGGCAGCUCUGCAAAGUCGAGAGCUGGAUGCUCUGUUGAUACAGAAACUAAUGGAAUUGGAGACCUUUUUUGCCAAGGAAGAGGAGGAGCAGGAGCGAUCAUCUGGUUGUUGAGAAGCAAUUUGGUUUAGGGGUCUCAAUUUUAGAUUUUCCAGGCUCCUUGGAAGAGGUUGCCUAAUUUUGCCCUACCGCCCAAACGACCCAAAAUGCAGUCCAUGGAUUUUACCUAUUUUAAGGUGCAACCUUUUUAGGAAUUGGUGAAGAAAGGUCCUCUACUUCUACUGCUGAGUACUGAACCUCAGGAAUGCUCUCCUUCUCCUGGAAAUGAUCCUGAAAACCAUCUGGCCUCCUCCUCCCACUCGCCAUCCAUAGGAGGAGGACUCAGCAUACCUUCAGUAACACUAGGAUUCCAAGGACUCAUAGCAUUUGCACGUCCGUGUGAAAGUUCUGCGUUGUUUACGGUGGUGCUAGACCAAGAUUAUGUAGAGACGUGGCCUAGGGAGGAGAACCUGGUGUCCUGUCCUUUGUGGUCUCACCAGCUAAUUUCAGUAGUUGAGGAAAGAUGAGCUGUUGUGUUUCCUAAUCCUUUGAGUCUGUCUGCCCAGAAUUGUGUGUGCGUGCGUGCGUGUGUGUGUGUGGUAGUGUGUGGGCGUGGGCGUGUGUGGCUUUUCCCCAUCAUUUUCUCCCCUCUGUGACUGUGGGUCACUAGUGCCAGAGGAGCCCGUCCAGGCCCCAUUCAAAGUAAGUUGCACUUUUAAUGUUGUGGUGUUACUUUCAUUUGUUUUUAUUUCUUUUCUUUUUUUUUUUUUUUUUUUGUAUUAUUGCUGCAUGUUUGGAGCCUUUAAAUGUGAUUUUAAAAACAAAAUUUUAAGACAUCAAGGAGAAAGACAACGUUUUCAGACUAUAUGACAGGCAUUUGACUCAGUAUAUCAAUGCAUGGUAUGGGACAAUGGAGAGAUAUUUUCCCGUUAUGUGUUUGAAGCAGCCCCUUCCCCAUCUCCACCUUCCAGAGUAACUCAUUAGAGGGAGUACUUUUUCAUCUGCAUUCUCAUUCUUACCCACUAAGUAGAUCUGUUUAUUUUAAUGAUGGAAGUAAGAGCAAGUUUUCCUCCCACUCAUUGAAAAAAAUGUGAAGGUUGGGUUUGGUUUUAGUGGGUUUUAUCUAAAGUGGUAGUCUGUAACAAAGUUGUGUACGACAGCUCAGGUGGUGAUAAAGGCCGUUUCAGAGAGUUUGCAGCUGUCAGAGCAACUUGUCCAAGAGUGGGGAGUGAGAUGGCAUGUGGUUCGACCCAAUGAUGCAUCCUUGCAGGGGAUUACGAAAUUCCACGGCCAGCCCUCUGAGGACACCAUCGUAUUCUAGCCUCCUUUGUCAAACCUACUGGAAAUUUUUUAGAGUGCCAGAGUUGGCAAGGUUCCUUCAUCUGUGCCUCCUUGAGUCUCUGGGCAGAAGGAUGCUGGGUGGGUCGGCCAGGCCCAGAGGUGUCGUUCUUUUUCUACUUAACUCCUAUGUGCCCUUGCCCUGCUCUACUACCCACCCCACCACCACCACCUUCCCUGUGUUUUAUCUUUCUUUCCCUCUUGCUCUCAUUACAAAAAAUCAGAGAAUUAACAUUCCUUGGCUGGUGAGUGGGAUGCAACAACCAGCCUCAGGACACUGGUCACCUCUUCCCAUUUUCCUAGAAGCCACUGCUAGGAAGCAGCCACCCAAGGAGACUGUCAGAGCUCCAGAGAUAUUGUCAGGUCAGUCUGUUAGAGACGAGUGAGUGGUGCUGUCCUGGUGUGUCUCCUAGGGUUCCUUUGUCUCCCCAAUUGUGACUGGGUGGGGAGAUGGGGUGGGGUCAGGGGGUCUCUAUGUGCCUUUCCUUUGCAGGUUGACAGUCUAUGCCACACUGAAGCUGAAGAACUGACAUGAGCAAGGAAAAAAAAAAGUGCCACAUCUGUCUUCUAUGCCCAUUGGCUCAGACAUAGCAUUUAGUAAGUGAAAUACACACUGGUAACCCAUAGAGGCUUCUAAGGCCAUGACCAAAUAGCAUUGAAGAGAGCCACGUUUCCAUACUGGCUUGGAAUGUGAAACAGAUUCCACCGUUCUACAUCUGCUUUGCCUAGACUGUAUAGACACGACCUGUGUUUCACCUCAGUACCUCUCCCUUCCUAGGACAGAGUCCUUAGACACUAAAUGCUUCUCUCUGUCUUUUCGCCUAAGGGAAUGGGGGUUAGUAUUGCAUUGCACCCUCUGACAAACAUUUUUAGGGAGUGCUGCCGGACAGCUUGCAAACUCCCAACAACUCAGCAGAGUCCUGUUUGCCAGCUCCGUUGCUGGUGUAGACUAGUCAGCAGUGCGGCAGCCCAUUUCAUCUGGCAGACUGAAGUUGAACAGGCACAGCUGUGGCAUCACGGUCAUUACCGAGAUACAAAUGUCAAGUUUGCCCUUAUACAUAGGCAUGGUAUUUGUAAGAGCCAGGAGCAGUGAUUCGGAACAUUAGAGCCAUGGAGGAAGUGGAGGCCUGGGCUCCCUCCUUGUCCUGGCAGUGUGGAAGAGAAGCAGCUCUGAGGCAGCCUUGUCUAUCCUUGAAAUUCUUGGCCUGUCCUCUGGCUCAGGGCCUUUCCCUGCUCCAAAGAUAAGAAGGGUCCCCCAUUGCAAACUUGAAAUUACUUACCUGAAGUUGAUACAUCAAGUUCUAGCCGUGCUCAGCCACACCUGUCUUUGCAUUCAUUUUCACCAUUAGCCUGGCCAGCUGCAAGGCUAUCUGUGGUCCUCAGAGCCUGUGGAACCUGCCCACGAUGGGAGGCGUUAGCUGCUGACGCACCACUUACCCAGAGUUACAGGAGGUCUACUUCUGGGGUGGGGUUUGGUACAAUUUCUGAUUAUGGGCACUUCCCACCCCAAAUGAUGAGAAGUUACAGUUAACUAUGAUUUACUCAGCUAUAAGUCAACUCCAGAGGUUUAGUGUUCUUAAUAUGGGAAAGAGGAGAAAUCUCAGGUCCAAUCAGGGUUCUGCCUAUCAGCUUUUCACUGAAACUUCAACUAUAGUUUUGUGGGGGUUUUUUUUUCAUCUUUAUAGGUAUAUUUGCCCCUCAUCUACUUCCUGUCCCCUUUCUUCUCUUCUCUUUUGGUCACCUUUCCAGCUUUAUUUUCUUCAUUAGUUUAAAUGUACCUCAUCACACCUGUUAAAACAGAUUAUGUCCACUUUUCCUUACUGACCUUACUCUAAGAGCUACAGCAGAGGGAGGUACAGUGGAAAGACAUGUAGUGUUUGCCUUACUUGGAGCCUGAAGAGCUUAGAAACUCAUGCUGUGAAUCCCAAAACUCAGUGCUCCUUUAAGAGCUGUGAAAAUCAUGACAUUUUGUCACAGUUUUGCCUGAAAGGGUCUUUUGCCUGGGUGCCAGAGCCAAACUGAGGUGAAUUCCAGAUCCUAACAUCUGGGUGCGAUCCCUCCCCCCAGGGCUCACUCCCUGUCUACUAGACCAAGAGCAGCAUGAAGUGUGCAGGACAGGGGAGGCAGCGAGCGCCAAGGCUCUGGUGCAGCCCAAGGGAAAGCAUAGCCAGCACUUGGUCCCCAGGCUGGGAUUCCAUCUCCUAACACCACGUACAUUAAGAUCCGCGAAAGACCAACUUUUAGUCAGUGAUGCUUUUUCUCCCAUUACCUGAGGGAGAAGUAUGCAGUUGGUGCUUUCUUUUAAUUCCCUGUUUUGUUUUUGUUUUGUUACUGGAAGCUUUUCCCCAGGUAUCAUGGAAAGGACCUCUUAAAUACCACAUUUGGUGUGGGCGGCUGUAUCCAAAGUCUAAAUAAUUGGCCAGAGGUAUGGAGUAGCCUUUCCUGGAUUGAUGCAAAGGAAGGGCUCCUUAUCACAACUGCACUUCUUGAUAUUAAAAACUGGCUGCGGAGGAAGACUUAAUUUUACAAAAAUCAAAGUUUGAGAUCAUCUAACCACAAAUUGAGCAGCUAACGCUAAUUUGAUUAUAAAGUAAGGGUCCCCAUAUAGCCCGCCAUCUAGCACAGCAUAUUCUCAGAUUUGACGCUUAUUCAUUGUGUGUCUUCACAAGCCCCUCCUUGGUGCUGAGUUGGAUUUGAAUUCUUGGCAAGAGUCCUCAGCAUCUCCUUGGGCUGGUCUGGGCCAGUAAAUAGCUGCCUGAAGUGUUUAUAUAUUAUCAUGGUCAAUAGUUCAGUGAAAUUUGUACAUUUUUGGUAACAUUGGUAUACAUGAUGCCCCUGCAGUUCCUUUUCUGUUUGGUAGUUUGUGACUCUAAAUUCCCACUGUUAUGUGUGUUAAUUUAUGAAAAUAAAUUUUUUUGGAAAAUCUUUCAAAUAACUCUUAA
Messenger RNA from Suricata suricatta (meerkat), 11491 nucleotides. It is a transcript of the gene PRR14L, whose product is annotated as proline rich 14 like. The record is from RefSeq and is a predicted model, not a curated record. NCBI's taxonomy places the organism in Eukaryota, Metazoa, Chordata, Mammalia, Carnivora, Herpestidae. The transcript has 10 exons. Bases 867 to 7286 code for a protein of 2139 amino acids.